GCCCUAUUGAGCUUGCAUCAAGCUUGGUCCAGGAAGCAAUAAUCUUCGUGCCUUCGUGCAGUGUGGAAGGGUGGGGUCUUGGGCGGAUGUGUAUUGGUGCCUUGUUAUUUGGGCCUUUUGCCCAUGCGUACGGGUUUGAUGCCCGUCCCACGCCUGGUGUAAAUCGAAGACACAAGCUCGGGGCCGGAGCUGGCGAGUGGAAGAGUGAGGAAAGAUCGAGGAGGAAAGAUCAAAAGUCAAGGUGCCUUUGGGUUGGGGCUGGGCGAGAGAUUGCCAGAAGAGAUGUCCUUUGCUAGUCCAGAUGGAGAAGCGGGGCCGGAAGCUACGGACCUGCUAAGCCUUGUCUAAUUCUGAUUCUGGUAAGUUUGCAGCAGUGGCGUGUGGCGACUCACAGUCUGAUUUGACCCGCAAUUGUCUUUCUUCUUCGGGCAUGGCCGACCGCAGCGUUGGGCGGAUGCUGUGCGUUGCGCAUUUCACCCCAGAAGAGGCACGAGUGUAGAUACGAAGAACGAUGCAUUGUAAGUUGUAGUAGCCACAGCGAGGCAAUGCGGGCUGGAUGGCCUGGAUGUCUCUCGACCCAAGCAAACGCAAACAAAAAUGGACCGGAACAGGAAUGCCAGAUAGUGAUUGUUUGCAGCACAUUGUGCUCUGAGCGAAUCUGUCGAUAUCUUAUCUCAAACUUUCCCGAUCUGGAUGCCCUGGUCUGGUAGGGUAUGGCAUGGCAUGGGAUCCAGCAGCAGGUGGGGCCGGGCUGGCUGUUUCUAUUAGGAACUAUUGCGUCCAGUACGGGAGAAAUUAUCGAGUUUCCUUGUCCGAAGCAGAGGACCUGUAAACUAUGCUUUGUUCUGCUGUGUUGAGUCACUCGAAGGUCAGGGUGAAGGUGGUCGCUGCCCGGUUGCGUGCCAUCGCUACUGAUCCUGGGUUGCGAAAUCAUCAUCGGCAUUGAGUAAUUGGAAUGCGUAGAGUGUGAUUUGCGUAGCUGAGCUUCUUUGCUAGCGAUGUUGGUGGUGUUGCCGAUGAUGUGCGCGAUUUAACAUUUGUUGAAAAACGCAAGCUACAAUGGUGGUCAGAAAGGUAGGCAAGUAUGAGGUCGGUCGUACCAUUGGCGAGGGGACAUUUGCGAAGGUCAAGUUCGCCCAGAACACGGAGACAGGAGAGAGCGUUGCCAUGAAGGUUUUGGAUAAAAAGACAAUCCUCCAACACAAGAUGGUGGAUCAAAUCAAGCGGGAAAUAUCGGUGAUGAAGCUCGUUCGACAUCCGAAUGUUGUACGUCUUCACGAGGUUUUGGCAAGCAAGGGAAAAAUUUAUAUCAUUCUCGAGUUUGUUACCGGCGGUGAGCUUUUUGACAAGAUAGUGCAUCAAGGCAGACUUACAGAAAACGAGUCCAGGAGAUACUUCCAGCAAUUGAUUGACGCAGUAGAUUACUGCCACAGCAAAGGAGUGUAUCACCGCGAUCUUAAGCCCGAAAAUUUGCUGUUAGAUGCUCAAGGAAACCUAAAGAUUUCCGAUUUUGGUUUGAGUGCGCUCCCACAGCAAUUGCGGGAUGACGGCCUUCUCCAUACUACUUGCGGAACACCUAAUUAUGUAGCUCCUGAGGUCCUUAACGACCAGGGCUAUGAUGGUGCAGUGGCCGACGUUUGGUCCUGUGGCGUCAUACUUUAUGUAUUGAUGGCAGGGUUCCUUCCCUUCGAUGAGGCAGAUCUAGUUACACUUUAUCGAAAGAUUCAUGUAGCGGAGUUUCAGUGUCCACCUUGGUUUUCAACUGGUGCCAGGUCUUUGAUUACACGUAUCCUGGAUCCAAACCCUCAGACUCGUAUUAAGAUUUCCGGAAUACGUAGAGAUGAAUGGUUCAGAAGAAAUUAUGUUCCUGUACGGAUGCACGAUGAAGACGAUUCCACAUUGUUGGACGAUGUUGAGGCAGUUUUCGAUGAUUCAGAGGACCAGUAUGUGAAUGAGCAGAAAGAAUCUAAAGAUGGCCCCUCAAUGAUGAAUGCUUUCGAGCUCAUCACUCUUGCUCAGGGGCUCAACCUUUCCGUUCUUUUCGAUAGACGUCAGGACCAUGUCAGACGGCAAACUCGAUUCACUUCCAAGAAGCCAGCUAAGGAGAUUAUGGGAAAAAUGGAAGAAGCUGCUAAGGCCUUAGGUUUUACUGUCCAGACUCGCAGCUACAAGAUGAGGCUGGAAGGAGUCACCCCAGGAAGAGGAGGAAACCUCUCCGUUGCUAUCGAGGUAUUUGAAGUUGUACCAUCUCUAUACAUGAUCGAGGUUCGAAAGGCUGUCGGCGAUACUCUCGAGUAUCACAAGUUCUACAAGAGCUUUUGCUCGCAAUUAACCGACAUCAUAUGGAAAUCAGCAGCCGAAGCAGAGGCCAGAAAUAUGAUGAGCCAAUAACACUGGGUUUUUCUUUACAUCGGAGAGAGCCAUUUAGCAUGGACACAAAUACCCGUCAAACAAGGUGAUACAAAUGCCAGUGGGAAUACUGUAAAAUAUGCUUGGAAAGGGCUGAGGUCCUGCUUCCUCCCUCGAGUGGUGAUGAUUUUGAAGUGCACUCCCGACCCACAGUGGGGCGCGAAGAAUGUCUUCAGGACGCAAAGCCAUAAGAAUUUCUUAUUGCUGUCAUCCGUUCACGUUAUGGCUGUUUGACGUGAUAUGUUUCACAUUUGUGUAGAGGACCUUGUAUAGAGGACGUACAACUUUGUCUUGGUUUCAGGCAUUGUAUUGAUUUGGAGUUGUGUUCCACUUGUUGUGGGUUGUACACAAUCAUUUUAAAAGCUUUGCAGCAGAUCUUCCAUGUCUGUUCUUAUCAUUGUUAUUUUAUCUAGUCCGAAAUCUCUCUUCACCCAUACAAUUUCGUCCAUGAAUUCCAUCUUUUGAAGUUGAGACACUCCAUACAUGCACCAUUAGGUUGAGACAUUCAAAAUAC
Messenger RNA from Marchantia polymorpha subsp. ruderalis, 2923 nucleotides. The record is from the annotation of a GenBank genome assembly. NCBI's taxonomy places the organism in Eukaryota, Viridiplantae, Streptophyta, Marchantiopsida, Marchantiales, Marchantiaceae.